CUACAUUUGUGAUUUCUGUUGGGAACUAAAAUUUUGCACUGAUGAAUAUUGUCACCUCUCGCAAUAAUAAAUAUUUUACUGAUGAGAGAUUUAUGGAUUUACCUCAGAAUGAAGAAGAUUCUGUGGAUGUAAAACAAAGCUGUCACGACAGGCAGAUGAAUGGAUCCUAUAACAUUGCUUGCAGAACAGUCAGGUUACUGGUACGCAUUAUCGCACAGACAAAAUGGUCAUCUGCCAAAGACUUGAUGGAUAUCAUCCGUAAUGAGGGAAAAAGACUAAUGGUAAUUGACCCUUCAGAAACUGUGAUAGGAAACAUGGUUCGUCGAGUUCUUAAGAUCAUCAGAGAGGAAUAUGCCAGUGCAGCCCGUGGAAGGUCAGAGGAAGGUGACCCACAAGAAUCUCUUCAUAAAUUGCUUUUAGCAGAAGGACAAAUUGAUGAUUACACCCACUACAUUCCUCCUUUAAAGGCAUCAGUAAUUGAAGCAAUAAAUGAACUGAGGACGGAGCUUGAUACAAGUGCUGAUAACAUUGCCACACAAGCCUUAGAACACAUCCAUUCAAAUGAAGUCAUCAUGACGGCUGGCUGGUCCAAGACGGUGCAAGCUUUUCUCAAGGAUGCUGCAAGGAAACGAAAGUUCCAAGUCAUUGUAGUUGAAUGUGCUCCUUUCUUUUAUGGUCAGGAGCUGGCAGUAAGUCUGGCCAAGUUGGACAUUGAAACGACAGUAAUCACCGAUUCUGCAGUGUUUGCCAUCAUGUCGCGGGUGAACAAAGUUAUUAUUGGAACACACACUGUCAUGGCUAACGGAGGUCUAAAAUCUAUCAAUGGAAGUCAUGCUAUUGCCCUGGCAGCUAAACACUAUUCAGUUCCACUGAUUGUUUGUGCUGCCAUGUACAAGCUUUCUCCUCAGUUUCUUUUCUCGUAUGAUCAGGAUGCUUUCAACAAGUUUGUAAGUCCACAUGAUGUGAUGAAGUUCUCAGCUGGAGAAAUUUUAUCUAAAGUACACAUACAGAAUCCGAUAUUUGACUACGUACCUCCAGAACUUGUUACCCUGUUUAUAUCUAACAUAGGAGGAAAUGCACCAUCAUAUGUGUACAGACUUCUUAGUGAACUCUAUCACCCUGAAGAUCACGAACUCUGAUGUUACAAAUAUUAUUUACACAGUGUAGUUUGAUGAACAAAGGGCAGCCAUUGAAUACAAGGAUGAUAGUCAACAUGCAAAAAUAACUGUACGUCCCAGGCCAUGGUUGUUCAAAUGCAAGGGUAGUUCUUCAGAGAAAUGUGAAUUAUACAGUCGAAUUUCACAAUAAAAACUUUUACAAAACUUGGUCACAGAGCUUAAUUCUACAAACAGGCCUGGUAAUAGGUGUGUAUUGUGUGCAGAAAUGCACAGUAAGCUUGUGCAAUAAAUUAUUUAACACUU
Gigantopelta aegis is the source of this 1421-nucleotide messenger RNA. Its product is annotated as translation initiation factor eIF-2B subunit beta-like. Gene Ontology annotation, biological process: translational initiation. NCBI's taxonomy places the organism in Eukaryota, Metazoa, Mollusca, Gastropoda, Neomphalida, Peltospiridae. Gene Ontology annotation, cellular component: eukaryotic translation initiation factor 2B complex. The transcript has 13 exons. The coding region runs from base 42 to 1139 and encodes 365 amino acids. Gene Ontology annotation, molecular function: guanyl-nucleotide exchange factor activity; translation initiation factor activity. The record is from RefSeq and is a predicted model, not a curated record.